Somion occarium is the source of this 1027-nucleotide messenger RNA. The record is from the annotation of a GenBank genome assembly. Lineage: Eukaryota; Fungi; Basidiomycota; Agaricomycetes; Polyporales; Cerrenaceae.
GCCGAAUGUUCAGUUCGCAAAUCCACAUUGUCUCUUGAUCAGGCCCGUCUUCCUCACGUCCCAAACAUGAGCGCACCACCCUCUAACAUUCUGUCUACUCUGUCACCGGAAUCGCAGGCCUAUUUCAACGACAAGGUCUCCAUGUUCUUGUCCGACUGCGGGGUCUGCGACACUGUCGAGAUUGAUGGUUGUGUUCCUGUGCUACGAGUUGUAUAUUCCUUUGCAUUGAGCUCACCGCUUUGUGCGGGUCUUACUAUCAACGAAAAACUCCAAGAUGAUGCCUACCAAAAGAAGCUGCUACAAGUUGAUAGUGAAUUUCUACAAGUUUUGAGAACGUCCUUUGGGAGGAAAGACUACUCUGCAGUCAUAGGUCAUCCUGCAUUUAUCAAUCGAGAUCACUUAGGUGGACUAUUCGAAUGCACACCACCUCAGCCAUCUGCCGAUAUUGAGCGCGGGAUUUCAUCUCUCAUUGAGAGCAUCACACCUAACCUUCAAUGCUAUCUGCAUCGUAAUUUUGCCUGGCCCACCUAUAAAUCAACAAGCACGGAUGCUCAAACGGAGAACUUCGUCGACUCACUGGAGAUCCCGAUGACAACCCCAAACGUCCCGUGCUUGCUGCUAUAUGGCCUUGGCCUCGGUAUCGUAAAACCGGAGGUGGUAUCGCGCAUCUUCUACGGGACGGAAGUGGCAACGCACCUCAUCAAUACAUCUGGCUCUGGCAAGACUCAGAUACUUUGCGAAGGUCUCUUGCAAUCUUGGGGAUUCUACUUCACAUGCGAUAAGCAGCAAGCGAUUUCACUUGGAUUGCACAAUUUGCCUUGGGUGCUGCAGAAUAUGGAUAAUGGAAGAGGCACUUAGACACAAUAGAUGCACAGCACAUCACCAGUUCUUGUCAUCUCUGCUUAGCAGUGCUUUGAUUCUGCUCAAACUCCUCCAGAUGGCGAGGAAGCAACACCCACAAAUGAGUCUGGAUGAAUUCAGGAUUCACUGGCUAUAUCUCCAGUUAUGACCAGCUGACAUCUUAGGA